Molecule: messenger RNA, 2577 nt
Organism: Onychomys torridus (southern grasshopper mouse)
Lineage: Eukaryota; Metazoa; Chordata; Mammalia; Rodentia; Cricetidae
Gene: Tlr5
Product: toll like receptor 5
Exons: 1
Coding region: 1-2577 (858 amino acids)
Biological process (GO): inflammatory response; immune response; toll-like receptor signaling pathway
Cellular component (GO): membrane
Molecular function (GO): transmembrane signaling receptor activity; protein binding
Source: RefSeq, a predicted model, not a curated record
AUGGCAGAUCAACUUGACCUUCUCUUAGGCGUGAUCUUCAUGGCCAGCCCCAUGCUGGGAAUGUCUCCCUGCUCUUCUGAUGGCCAGAUUGCCUUAUUUCGCUUCUGUAACCUUACCCAGAUCCCCUGGGUCCUCAACACCACCGAGAGGCUCCUGCUCAGCUUCAACAAUAUCCGUAUGGUCAAUGCCACAUCAUUUCCAUUCCUGAAGCAGCUCCUGCUGCUGGAGCUGGGAACCCAGUUUACACCCAUGACCAUCGGCCAGGAGGCCUUCAGAAACCUGCCCAAUCUUAGGAUCUUGGACCUGGGCCAAAAUAAGAUUGAAGUCUUGAAUCCAGAUGCUUUUCAGGGACUGCCCCAUCUCUUCGAACUUCGACUGUUUUCCUGUGAACUCUCCGGUACUGUGCUAAGAGAUGGUUACUUCAGGAAUCUGAAUUCAUUAGCUCGCUUAGACCUAUCUGGCAACCAGAUUUACAGCCUUCAUCUCCAUUCUUCAUUUCAGGAAUUGAAUUCCAUAAAGGCCAUAGAUUUUUCUUUCAAUGAAAUACUCACUCUCUGUGAGGAUGAACUCAAGCCUCUGCAGGGCAAAGCACUCUCUUUCUUUGGCCUCAAAUCAACUAGCCUGUUCAGCAGAGUCUCUGUGGACUGGGAGACAUGCAGGAACCCAUUCAGAGGCAUGUGGCUGGAAACUCUAGAUCUUUCUAGUAAUGGCUGGACAGUGGACAUCACAGGAAACUUCAGCAACAUCAUCUGGGGGAGCCAGGUUUCCUCUUUGAUGCUUACGUACCACAUAAUGGGGUCUGGCUUUGGCUUCCAGAACAUCAAGGACCCUGACCAGGACACAUUUGCUGGCCUGGCUAGAAGUUUGGUGAUACUCCUGGACCUCUCCCAUGGUUAUAUCUUCUCCUUGAAUUCCCGGGUGUUUGAAACACUGAAAGAUUUGAAGUUUCUGAACCUUGCCUUUAAUAAGAUAAACAAAAUCACAAACAACGCAUUUCAUGGACUUGACAAUCUCCAGGUUCUCAAUAUGUCAUAUAAUCUUUUGGGAGAACUUUAUAAUUCUAACUUCUAUGGGCUACCUAGAGUGGCCUACAUUGACCUUCAAAAGAACCACAUUGGGAUCAUUCAAUCCCAAACAUUCAGACACUUGAAAAACUUACAAACCUUGGAUCUCCGUGAUAAUGCUCUUAAAACCAUUAAUUUCAUUCCAAGCAUACUGACCAUCUUCCUGGGCGGCAAUAAGCUGGUCAGUUUGCCACACAUUCGCUUCACAGCCAACUUCAUCCAGUUAUCUGAGAACAGGCUAGAAAAUCUGUCUGACCUCUACUUCCUCCUGCGAAUUCCCCAGCUCCAGUAUCUCAUCCUGAAUCAGAAUCGCCUUUCUUCCUGCAAGGCAGUCGACACCCCUUCAGAGAACCUGAGCUUGGAACGACUUUUCCUUGCAGAAAACAUGCUGCAGCUUGCAUGGGAGACUGGCCUCUGUUGGGAUGUUUUUAGAGGCCUUUUCCACCUCCAGAUCCUGUAUCUGAAUAGUAACUAUCUUAAUUUCCUUCCACCUGGAAUAUUUAACGAUUUGGUUUCCCUGCGGUGGCUCAGUCUUAGCGCUAACAGGCUGACCUCUCUCUCUCCAGGCAGUUUACCUACUAAUUUAGAGAUUCUUGAUAUAUCUAGAAAUCAGCUUUUCUCUCCUGAUCCUGGGUUGUUUGCCUCACUUAGCAACUUGGACAUAACUCAUAACGAGUUUGUCUGCCAAUGUGAACUUAGCCCUUUUAUUAUCUGGCUCAACCAAACCAAUGUCACCCUGCUUGGCUCUCCUGCAGAUGUAUACUGCAUGUACCCUGACUCGCUGCUAGGGACCUCCCUUUACGACAUCUCUACCAAGGACUGUGAUGAAGAGGAAGCCUUGCAGGCCCUAAAGUUUUCCCUUUUCACCCUGUACACCGUCACUUUGACUCUGCUCCUCAUCAUCACCCUCAUAGUCAUAAAGUUCCGGGGGCAUUGUUUCCUGUGUUAUAAGACCAUCCAGAAGCUGGUGUUCAAGGACAAGGUCCAGAGUUCAGAACCUAGUGUCUACAGAUAUGAUGCCUAUUUUUGCUUCAGUGGCAAAGACUUUGAAUGGGCACAGAACGCUUUGCUCAAACACCUGGAUGCUCAGUAUAGUUCCCACAACAGACUCAGGCUGUGCUUUGAAGAAAGAGACUUCAUCCCGGGGGAAAACCACAUCUCCAACAUCCAUGCAGCUGUCUGGGGCAGCAGAAAGACUGUGUGUCUAGUGAGUAGACAAUUCCUCAAGGAUGGCUGGUGCCUGGAAGCCUUCAGGUAUGCCCAGAGCCGGUGCCUGUCAGACCUCAAGAAUGUUCUCAUCGUGGUGGUGGUGGGGUCCCUGUCUCAGUAUCAGCUGAUGAAGCAUGAGGCUAUCAGAGGGUUUCUGCAAAAGCAGCAGUACUUGAGGUGGCCCGAGGACCUCCAGGAUGUUGGCUGGUUUCUCAAUAAACUCUCUGGGCACAUACUAAAAGAAGAAAAGGGAGAGAAAAGAAGCAAUACCCUUCCAUUGCGAACCAUAACAACCAUUUCCUAG